Molecule: messenger RNA, 2445 nt
Organism: Culex quinquefasciatus (southern house mosquito)
Lineage: Eukaryota; Metazoa; Arthropoda; Insecta; Diptera; Culicidae
Gene: Wdr24
Product: GATOR complex protein WDR24
Exons: 3
Coding region: 32-2374 (780 amino acids)
Biological process (GO): positive regulation of TOR signaling
Molecular function (GO): protein binding
Source: RefSeq, a predicted model, not a curated record
GAAAAGUGGCGAGAUUUGGUCGGUUUGCGCCAUGAACGAGGACCGGACGUGCUCGAUUCGCAUCUGCCAGGACGGGCACGCGAAUGCGCUGGCGUUGAAUCGCGAAUCGACGCAGAUUGCCGUGGCGGGUCGUUCUCUGCUGAAGGUAUUCUCAAUCGAGAAUGAUGGCUUUACUGAGGUGUGCAACAUGCGUGGAGGCAAGAACCAGAAUUUGAGCACCUCCUCGAACGACGUGGCCUGGAGUGCGCUGGACUCCAAUAUCCUCGCUACGGCGGCCACAAACGGAGUGGUAUCGGUGUGGGACCUAUCGAAAUUUGGUCGGCAGAAGCAACUUCUGGUGUACGCCGAGCACGAGCGCACAGCCCACUCGGUGGCGUUUCACGGUGCCGAAGCGAAUCUGCUUAUUUCCGGGUCCCAGGACGGGACGAUAAAGUGCUUCGACCUGCGCACGGACAAGACCGCCAUCAACACUUACUUUAGCAAUUCGGGGCUGGACCCCGUGCGGGACGUCAAGUUUAGUCCGCACGCGCCAAACACGUUUGCGGCGGUGUCCGAGAACGGGACGGUUCAGCUGUGGGACAUUCGCAAGAAUGAUCGAUGUACGACGCAGUUUACGGCGCACAGCGGACCGAUCUACACGUGCGAUUGGCACCCGCAGCACCAGUGGCUAGCCACCGGAAGUCGGGAUAAGCAGAUUAAGAUCUGGAACACCAAUCCGAAAAAUUCUUCGUUGGAGAACCCGAAAAAUGUUUCGCUCGAGUACAGCAUUCACACGAUCGCCGUUGUGGGGCGGGUUCGCUGGCGGCCGGACAAAAUGUACCACAUCGCGAGCUGCGCCCUGGUCGUGGACAAUAACAUUUACAUCUGGGACGUCCGUCGGCCGUUUAUUCCGUACGCCUCGUUCAACGAACACUCGAACGUGACGACCGGCAUCGCCUUCAAGGGAAACGAUUCGCACAUCUUGCUCUCCACGAGCAAGGACUCGACAGUGUUCAAGCACAUGUUCAAAGACGCGGCCAGGCCUGCGUUGAGAGCGAAUCCGCAAGGAGCUAGUUUCAACUAUAAGGGCGAUUUGUUGUACGCGUACAAACUGAAACCUCCGACGCCUCCGCCGGUCCAAAAGCCAAGUCUGCUCGGAAGUCGACAGAAAACGCCCCCCUCUACGGAUCAGUUUCAUCUCGCCAAGUCUAGCUUGAAUCAUUUCCUGACGAAAGCUCCCAGUUCCAAAGAUGUCACAAAGACUUCUCUGCUGAAGGAUUUCUACUCGCUCAAGGGCUGUGCCAACGAGUACAUUCUGGACGAAUCGCAAGGAGAGUGUAAUUUUACGGAAAUGUGCGCCCACAACGCUGGAGUGGCGAAAAAGUACGGCAAAACGAGCGUGUCUUUCCUGUGGAACUUCAUCAGCCAACUGUACGCGUACUCUUCGAUCGCAAACCUAAAGCUGGAACAACGAAACUCAAACGCAAGCCAGGGCCAAAGCUCAAAUCGUCUGAUGGCACAAAACUCCAACCAGUCGAGCUCGGGCCGCCCCGAAGACAAAACUGGAAGCAAUCCAAACGUUGGCUCCGCUGGACAGGUUGUGAGCUGUACUGAUGACUUCCUAGAUUUCCUCAACCCCAAAAGCGAUCUAAACUCGCUCCUUUCCGGAAAAGGCCAGCUACUCUCCGUCGAACCAACCGGCUGUGACUUUGUGUUUGGCGAAACGGAACUCACCUUCGACAAUGUCAAAUCUUGCCGCGACGGCUUCCUCUACACCGGACCGCACGACCUAAUCAAAGACUACACGUUCCCCUCGUCAAACGUGAUGCACGAUCUGCAAGCUCACCCCAGGAAGGACCUCCGCGACAACGCCCAGGAAAACUCCCCACCACCAAACCCGCCCUCAUUCCUCAAAAUCAUCGAAAGCAAUCCCGUAAACCCGCCGCUCUGGCAACCCCACCAAGUCCUCGCUGACUGCCUCUGCCUUCAAACAGAAAUAGGAGACGUCCAAACCUCAUCCUGCAUCCUGCUGGCCCUCGGCGAACGCCGUCACAGUCUCCAGAUCGACCAGACCGUGUACGAAAAUUGGUUGCUUUCCUACAUCGAGCUGCUGCACCGCCAUCAGCUGUGGAACGAGGCGACGAGGGUCAUCAAGGCCGGAAGCUGGAUCCAAUCGGUGGCCGAGAUGAACCAACAGUCGACGACGAUGCACCUCAGCUGUGGGGACGGACGAUCGGUGCUGGGGUCCAAGUGCAGCGUGUGCAAUUCGGUCGUGCGCGGUCUGUACGCCUGGUGCCAGGGCUGUUCGCACGGUGGCCAUUUGUUGCAUCUGAAAAGCUGGUUCCAGAACAAUCCACGGUGCCCCAAGUGUGGCCACCUGUGCGAGUACGAGUAAGGUAGGUGUGUUUUUAUUUUAUUUUUCAGAGCUUUAUCGAUAUUUUUCUAAUAUAUUGUGGCUCGAUGUAA